Molecule: messenger RNA, 160 nt
Organism: Perkinsus marinus ATCC 50983
Lineage: Eukaryota; Perkinsozoa; Perkinsida; Perkinsidae
Exons: 1
Source: RefSeq, a predicted model, not a curated record
GUCCCACGGUGGUAGAAGAUCGAAGAAACGAAGGCGUGUGGGAUCAUCUAAUAUGAUGGAAGAGGGCAUGUCAGAAGACAGUUAUGGUGGUGUCGAGAGAGGUAUCCUCUACGACAGGCCAGCGGGCCAUGACUUUGACUACUAUGCUAGGCAACAGUAG